GCGGGCGCCGGCGGCAGCGGCACAGUUUGCUGGGUCUGGGGAGCUCCUGCUCCGCGGGACCUCCCGGCAGGAUGGGUAAAAAGAUAAAGAAGGAAGUAGAACCUCCUCCUAAGGAUGUGUUUGAUCCAUUAACAAUUGAAAGCAAAAAAGCAGCAACCGUGGUGUUAAUGCUUCAUUCUACAGAAGAAGAAAUUUUGGCUAAAGCAUGUGAAGCCAUUUAUAAAUUUGCAUUAAAAGGUGAGGAAAAUAAAGCAACCCUCCUUGAACUUGGAGCUGUGGAACCUUUAACUAAACUGAUCACCCAUGAAGACAAAAUUGUAAGAAGAAAUGCUACUAUGAUAUUUGGAAUCCUGGCUUCUAAUAGUGAUGUUAGGAAAUUGUUAAGGGAGUUAGAUGUCAUGAGUUCUGUCGUUGCCCAGCUUGCUCCCAAAGAAGAAGUCGUUAUCCAUGAGUUUGCCAGUCUUUGUCUGGCAAACAUGUCCAUAGAGUACACUGGUAAAGUGCAAAUAUUUGAACAUGGUGGAUUAGAACCUCUCGUCAGACUUCUGAGUAGCCCAGACCCAGAUGUAAAGAAGAAUUCUAUUGAAUGCAUUUACAACCUGGUGCAGGAUUUUCAGUGUCGAAUUACACUUCAAGAACUAAAUGCAAUGCCUGCUAUAUUAGAGCUUUUGAAGUCGGAAUAUCCAAUUAUUCAGUUGUUGGCUCUCAAAACCUUAGGUGUUAUUACAAAUGAUAAGGAAGCCCGAGUAAUGCUAAGAGACAGUCAAGGAUUGGACCACCUUCUUAAGAUCCUAGAAGCGAAGGAAUUGAAUGACCUUCAUGUCGAAGCACUGUCAGUGAUAGCCAACUGCCUGGAGGAUAUGGACACGAUGAUGCUUAUUCAGCAGACAGGGAGUCUUAAAAAGCUUCUGUCAUUUGCAGAAAACUCUGCAAUUCCUGAUGUGCAGAAGAACGCAGCAAAAGCAAUUACUAAAGCAGCUUAUGAUGCUGAAAAUAGAAAACUUUUUCACGAACAAGAGGUCGAAAAGUGCCUUGUAACCCUUUUGUGUUCUGAAAAUGAUGGAACUAAAAUUGCUGCUUCCCAAGCUAUUUCAGCAAUGAGUGAGAAUUCAGGCAGCAAAGAUUUUUUCAAUAAUCAGGGGAUCCCACAGUUGGUUCAGUUGCUAAAAAGUGACAAUGAAGAGGUAAGCGAAGCUGCCGCUCUAGCCCUGGCAAACCUGACCACGUGCAAUUCUAUUAAUGCAAAAGCUGCUGCCAAAGCCGAUGGGAUCGAUGCAUUAAUAAACGUCCUGUCUAGCAAACGAGAUGGAGCCGUUGCUAACGCGGCCACGGUGUUGACAAACAUGGCCAUGCAGGAGCCCCUGCGCGCGAGCAUCCAGAGCCAUGACAUCAUGCACGCCAUCAUUGGCCCCCUGCACUCUGCAAACACGGUCGUGCAGAGCAAAGCUGUGCUCACUGUCGCCGCAACCGCCUGCGACGUUGAGGCCCGGACAGAGUUAAGAAAUGCUGGUGGGCUGGAGCCCCUGGUGGACCUCCUGCGCUCCAAGAACGAGGAGGUGAGGAAGCAUGCCAGCUGGGCCGUGAUGGUGUGCGCCAGCGACGAGCUGACGGCCACUGAGCUGUGCAAGCUGGGGGCUUUAGAGAUCCUUGACGAAGUUAACCUAUCAGUAAGUCGAAAAAAUAAAUUCAGUGAGGCAGCUUAUAACAAAUUGCUCAACAACAAUCUUCCCCUGAAAUAUAGCCAGACUGGCUAUUUGUCAUCGGGUAACAUAAUUAAUGAUGGAUUCUAUGAUUACGGCCGGAUACAUCCUGGCACCAAACUUUUGCCUUUGAAGGAGCUCUGCAUACAAGAACCAAGUGACCUACGGGCCGUGCUCUUAAUCAACACGAAACCUUCUGAUGUUUCUCCACCUCUGUCUAUGGAAGAGAAAUCGUCAGACAUUGCUUAUGGGCGAAGUAUGUCUUCUUCAUCUUCCUUAAGAAGAUCGAGUAGAGAAAAAUCCAAUUUUCGUUCUAGUGCUGGAUUUGGAUCUCCCACAGAAGAGAAGUCAGAAUCUACUUCUGGACGAAACACUGUUCUUAGCAAAAGUGCCGGGAAAGAAAAAGGAUCGAGGAAAGGCAGAGGAAAAAAAGAAGAGGAAAAAGUGAAAGAAGAGGAAGAGCUUUCGACAGCACCAAAAUUGGUUGGCGAAGGAAGCCCUGAUAAAGAAUGGUACCCUCCCUGUGACCCUAAUUUCUGCAUGUAUGUGUACGAGGUGACCAAGUCAAUACUGCCCAUAACCAAUAUUAAGGAACAGAUUGAGGUUCUUGCAAAGUAUGUGGCAGAAAAAAUGGGUGGGAAGAUUUCGAAAGAGAAACUACCUGAUUUCAGCUGGGAACUUCACAUAAGUGAACUAAAAUUUCAACUUAAAUCCAACGUUAUACCAAUUGGACUUAUCAAAAAAGGAAUCUUCUACCAUCGAGCUUUGCUUUUCAAGGCUCUGGCCGACAGAAUCGGCCUCGGCUGCUCUCUGGUCCGAGGGGAGUACGGCAGGGCGUGGAACGAGGUCACCCUGAUGCACGAGCGGAAGGGACUGCUGGGGGGCUUCUCCCCGCCUGACGUGUACAUCGUGGACCUCAUGUUCCACCCAGGGGGGCUGAUGAAGCUGAGAAGUCGGGACGCCGACCUUUACAGAUUUCUUUAAACUACCCAGCCAACAUGAGCGGGGCUCAGACAAGAAACUGGCUACACUUUCCAAGUUCACCGGUUGAUUUGAUUUCUUUAAAUAAAAGCAUUAGAAAAUGUUCUCU
Molecule: messenger RNA, 2790 nt
Organism: Lemur catta (Ring-tailed lemur)
Lineage: Eukaryota; Metazoa; Chordata; Mammalia; Primates; Lemuridae
Gene: ARMC3
Product: armadillo repeat containing 3
Exons: 19
Coding region: 72-2684 (870 amino acids)
Molecular function (GO): protein binding
Source: RefSeq, a predicted model, not a curated record